Molecule: messenger RNA, 1259 nt
Organism: Diprion similis
Lineage: Eukaryota; Metazoa; Arthropoda; Insecta; Hymenoptera; Diprionidae
Exons: 3
Coding region: 230-1018 (262 amino acids)
Source: RefSeq, a predicted model, not a curated record
UAGAUUCACGUUGGCCAAUCAAACACAAUUUGUUAACUGCAGCCAGAGCGAACGUGCAUAUAAUUGCGAAUAGGAAAAUCCUGUCAGAGACUCUUCGUGCUUAUAACAGUACAGUGGUUCGGAGUCGAGCAACCUAAAAGGCCAGACCUUUUCGGGACAUCGUAACGUCAACAUCGUUCUAUCGCUGCUGCAUUUUAUCAUCGAGUUUCAAAUAACUUGUGAAUAAAAUAUGGAUCGUAAAAAUCAUCAGAAGAAUAAACGCGAUCGUUCGUUAUUGUGGUUUGUGCUAAUCGUGGUCGUGGGAUUAAUAAACGGCUCUUCGGGCUACACGGACAACGGAAAAACAGAGAAUUCAACAAUCAUCAAAAACGAUAAUAACGUCAAUGCAACGUUGUACUGUCCAAUCCUCAAGCGACAACCGGCUCUGGACUUGAAGCAGAUAAUGGGAAAAUGGUACGCGGUCGAAGUGGUGAAGCACAAAAUAGAACCACCUGCACCCGAUGGUCGUAAAGACGACGGUCCCCACGUUACGACUACGGUAAAAACUUGUCCCGUAGUAGAGCUGUGGCCGGAAGAUAAUUACAAUUCGAAUGGAAACAAAUCGGAAGAAAAAUCCAGCGGUAUCCGUAUCCGGUUAUUAUGGGUUGAGGACGCUGGGGAUCUUGAAUACUCUUUUAACGUACCCGAUCCAGGAAAGAAUCCCGGCUUAUGGCGUUCGGAAGGGCAACAAAACGGCACGCUGCUGACCCAUAAAUACGUCCAAUUCGCCGGGUCGGUCCAAGUAGUAAAAGCCACAGGAUCACGGAUGGUGCUGACUUUCUGCUCGGCGGUGAGUCCCCCGGGAGACGAGGAAACCCGUCAACUAUUUUCCUUCAUAUUAUCCCGAGAACACAGACUCCAGGAAAGCUUCGCGAUCAGGGUGCAAAAUCUUUUGGCGAGACACGGGCUCACCGUCGAAAGCGUCAAGGAGACGUGCCUCAACGUACCUGCGAACGAUUAUUCUAACGCCGAUUUGUAGGAAUUCCGCAACUACAAAAGCAAUUUUAUAAUACUUAGGAUGUACUUGGGAUUUCAGUCGGUCAAGCUCGAUCGAAAACUCUGAUAAUAAACUAUCUUGUACAGAAGAACUGAAAUUAUGAGCCUCAGGGUACAUAUUCGAUUGAUAUAAUAUUAGUUCAUCGUCGGAACUUGAAAUAAGUAAAAACUUGAGACUUCCUCGAUCAUUGUUGAUCUAUUGAAACUUCUUAUUAUAGGUACCU